CUAAAAGAUGAUAUAGGCACCAAAUUGAAUUCUAAAGCUAAUGUGAGGUGACAAUAUUGUAUUAUCCCUAUAUAUUUUUUGGAGUUUCGUUUGACAUCUAUUAUCGACUCACGACGGCAACACCGCCUUUCAGCGACAACAUAAAAGUCCGUGAUCUAAAGACCAACUUCUUUUCUCUUCUCUUUCCUCAAAUGGAUUCACCCUCGUCUUCACCGAAACCAUUGGGGAAAUCGGACAUCCAGAGAUUCAUACGAAGAGUAAUUUGUCCGGCCAUCGUCGACGAAACAUGUCCCAUAUGCUUGAGAACCAUCGACAUUCCUGGAGCGGCAGUUCUCACCGUUUGUUUUCACGCUUACUGCUUGGACUGCAUCCGCAAGUGGAGCGAUUUGAAGAGGAAUUGCCCUCUCUGCAAUUCCACCUUCGAUUCUUGGUUCUACAAAAUCGAUCUCUCCUCUCUAAGAUACCUCAAACAGCAGUUACCUGCUAUCUCCGACUGCAAAUCGGCUAUUCCACGACCUCGGUCCACCGUAUCUGAUCGUCGACGGAUCAUCGAAAGGACCAGAAGAGAAAUAAACGGUGUUAACCGGAGAACGAGACCGUUGCCUUGGCGGCGAUCUUUUGGGCGACCUGGGACUGUGUCGCCUCUUGUUAUCGCCGAAAGGAAGCUUCAAUGGCGUGCCAGUGUGUAUAACCGACGGCUGCAAGCUGUGCCUAUAUAUCAUGGUAAUGGUUUUCAGCAGAAUGUUCCUAGGAUUAGGAAUGAUUUUGAGAAAGAGAAACUACUGCAAAGAAUAGAACCAUGGAUUCAAAGGGAGCUUGAGGCUAUCCUUGGAGUUCCAGAUCCAUCAAUCAUUCUUCAUGUUGUGUCCUCGCUUCUCUUCUCUAGACAUGAAGGAAAGCAUGAUGACUCUUCCGCCUCUUCGACACAGCUCAGUUUUGUCAAUGACAACUUUCUUGCUUCUUUGGAACCUUUUUUACACGACCAAACCAACAUGUUUUGGCAUGAACUCAGAUGCUUUGUGGAGUCUCCAUUUACCAUGGAAACUUAUGAUGCAGUAGUUGAGUAUAGAUAGAUGGAGUAGCGGCGCUUAGCCGAGUUGCAUAUUAUUUUAACUGUCUACCCACUAUAUCUGUGGCGUUAGAGAUCAGUUCCUUCAGAGCUUGUUAUCCUCGAUAGUCUGGUGAUGGCUGCACUAUCAGUUGUUAAGCCAUCAGGUAAAAUGGCACAGCUUAGAGAUUGAAGGAUUUAAUCAAAUUCUGAAGCUAGGAUUUAACUGAUGAAAGAAAAAAGUGCUCAGUACUAUCAAAUUGCUUAAAGUUGAGAGAUCCAAGUAGGGGCUUUGGUAGCCGUCAAAUAAGUAGAGCGGAGCAGAUUAAACACGUCAGCCGGAGUUGCAAGCAAGCCAGGUGGCAACCAACAUUCUUGUAAUAGCCGUCAGAUAAGUAGAGCCGGGCGCCGACCAACAGAUUCUUGUAAAUGUUUGCUUGGAUCAUAUUUUGAUUUUAUAUCAUUUGACGUUCCCUUGGGCAUGAUUUGUGCAAUGAUCAAAGUAUUUUAUACAAUUUAUCGGAAAA
Gossypium arboreum is the source of this 1575-nucleotide messenger RNA. RefSeq lists its product as uncharacterized. Lineage: Eukaryota; Viridiplantae; Streptophyta; Magnoliopsida; Malvales; Malvaceae. The record is from RefSeq and is a predicted model, not a curated record. The transcript is spliced from 5 exons. Bases 192 to 1073 code for a protein of 293 amino acids. Gene Ontology annotation, molecular function: ubiquitin protein ligase activity. Gene Ontology annotation, biological process: protein monoubiquitination; mRNA processing; protein polyubiquitination.